Molecule: messenger RNA, 7894 nt
Organism: Anolis carolinensis (green anole)
Lineage: Eukaryota; Metazoa; Chordata; Lepidosauria; Squamata; Anolidae
Gene: mapk8ip3
Product: mitogen-activated protein kinase 8 interacting protein 3
Exons: 33
Coding region: 138-4304 (1388 amino acids)
Biological process (GO): vesicle-mediated transport
Cellular component (GO): cytoplasm
Molecular function (GO): MAP kinase scaffold activity; signaling receptor complex adaptor activity; kinesin binding
Source: RefSeq, a predicted model, not a curated record
CGGGACCGCAGUCGGAGCCUCAGUCGUGAGGAGAAGCAGAGCAUCCUGCGAGUGCGCGUGCGCGGCGGUGGCACCGGGCCCUCGCUUCUCCCCGCUCGGUUCCUGGCGCCGAGGCCGCCGCCGCCGCCGCCGCCGCGAUGCUGGAGAUCCACCUGGACGACGGGGUGGGCGGCGUGGUGGGCGGCGUGGGGGGCGCCGCCUACGCGGGCGACGACUACUGCUCGGGCUCGGUGAUGUCGGAGCGCGUCUCGGGCCUGGCCAACAGCAUCUACCGCGAGUUCGAGCGCCUCAUCCGCUGCUACGACGAGGAGGUGGUCAAGGAGCUGAUGCCGCUGGUGGUGACCGUGCUGGAGAACCUCGACUCCGUGCUCACCGACAACCAGGAGCACGAGGUGGAGCUGGAGCUGCUCCGCGAGGACAACGAGCAGCUCCUCACCCAGUACGAGCGCGAGAAGGCCCUCCGCAAGCAGGCCGAGGAGAAGUUCAUUGAAUUUGAAGAUGCACUGGAGCAGGAGAAAAAAGAACUGCAGAUACAGGUCGAGCACCUUGAAUUUCAGACACGGCAGCUGGAGUUGAAGGCCAAGAAUUAUUCAGACCAAAUUUCCCGGUUGGAGGAACGUGAAUCUGAAAUGAAGAAAGAGUACAAUGCUCUUCACCAGCGGCACACAGAGAUGAUCCAGACCUACGUGGAACACAUUGAGCGGUCCAAACUGCAGCAGGUUGCUGCUGGAAACAGUCAAAAUGACAGUGGCCUACCUGGGAGGAGUCACCGCCAGUCAUGGAGGAAAAGUGUGAAGAGGCGUCCUAACUCUCUGAACAUCCCCCUUACAGAUGACAUGGUACGUGGGCAGGGUGGGGGCAAGAUCAUCCCCGCAGUGGACCACUGGCACUUCAGUGACCUCGGCCAGCUGCAGGCCAACUCCAGCUACAAGUGCCCGCCUGAUGAAAUGUCUGAAUCCGGACAGUCUUCUGCAGCUGCGACACCAAGCACCACCGGAACGAAAUCCAACACACCCACCUCAUCCGUUCCUUCUGCUGCGGUCACUCCUCUAAAUGAGAGCCUUCAGCCCAUGAAUGACUACGUCACAACAAAGAACAACAAGCGGUCCCGGGAGAAACGGAACAGUCGAAAUAUGGAGGUCCAGGUGGUCCAGGAGACAAGAAAUGUGAGCAUAGGCAUGGGAAGCAGUGAUGAAGGAUCUGAUUUCCAAGAUAUUGACUCUACUCCAGAGUUGGAGACAUGCCAGGAUCCCAGACUGGAGCGCACAGGAAACAGCCCUACCCAGGGGAUUGUGAACAAAGCCUUUGGCAUCAACACUGACUCGCUGUAUACUGAACUUACGGAAGUGGGCUCGGAAGCCAUUGGGGAUGUAGAUGAAGGAGCAGACCUGCUAGUCACUGAUGGAUUCUUUCUUCCCCCCACACUCCCUCCACCCUCCUCCUGUUUCUCUGUGCUUCGCUGGACAUGGCCCUUAGGGGAGUUCUCAGUGCGGGAUGAUUUCUUUGGGAUGGGCAAGGAAGUGGGGAAUCUAUUGAUGGAGAACACACAGCUGCUGGAAACUAAAAAUGCUUUGAACAUAGUGAAGAAUGACUUAAUUGCAAAGGUAGACCAGCUCACUGGCGAGCAGGAGGUGUUGAAAGGUGAGCUUGAAGCCGCAAAGCAAGCCAAAGCCAAGAUGGAAAGCAGAAUCAAAGAACUCGAAGAGGAGCUCAAACGAGUGAAAUCAGAAGUGAUUGUUGCCAGACGAGAGCCGAAAGAAGAGGUUGAGGAUGUAAGCAGCUAUCUCUGUACAGAAUUGCCCUCCAACUCCCCGCUGCAGGACAACAUCCCCAUCGCCCAACGAAGGCGCUUCACCCGAGUGGAGAUGGCCCGAGUCCUCAUGGAACGCAACCAGUACAAGGAGAGGCUCAUGGAGCUGCAGGAGGCCGUCAGGUGGACUGAGAUGAUCAGAGCCUCCCGAGAACACCCUUCUGUGCAAGAGAAGAAGAAAUCAACUAUUUGGCAGUUCUUCAGCCGCCUGUUCAGCUCCUCCUCCAGCCCUCCACCAGCAAAGAGGAGUUAUCCCUCGAUGAACAUCCACUACAAAUCCCCCACGGCUGCCGGGUUCAGCCAGCGCCGCAGCCACACCAUGUGCCAGAUCUCGGCCGGGAGCCGCACCCUGGAGUUCUUCCCGGACGAUGACUGCACAUCAACGGCACGUCGCGAGCAGAAGCGGGAGCAGUACCGCCAAGUCCGGGAGCAUGUGCGCAACGACGACGGGCGCCUGCAGGCCUGUGGCUGGAGCCUUCCGGCCAAGUACAAGCAGCUGAGCCCCAACGGCGGCCAGGAAGACAACCGGAUGAAGAACGUCCCCGUGCCCGUGUACUGCCGGCCUCUCGUAGAGAAAGACCCAACCAUGAAGUUGUGGUGUGCAGCUGGUGUCAACCUAACAGGUUGGAAGCCUGUGGAACAGGAUCCUGGAAAUGGACAGAAACCAGAACCAGGGUGUGACCCCCUCACCUGUGACCGGAUUGGAGCAGAAGAGAGUGCCAAGAGCAGCCACACGUCUCCCGAAAAGAAAAAGACCAAAGAACUGUAUGAAAUGGAUGCCACGUCCAGCCGAGUGUGGAUCCUCACAAGCACCUUGUCUACAAGCAAAGUUGUGAUCAUCGAUGCCAACCAACCAGGCACCGUGGUGGACCAUUUCACAGUCUGCAAUGCUCACGUGCUUUGUAUUUCCAGCAUUCCCGCGGCCUGUGACACGGAUUAUCCUCCUGGAGAAAUCUUUUUGGAGGGAGACGUGAACCCCGAAGAGUCGUUGGGCACAGAUGGAGUCUUGGCAGGCAUCACGCUGGUGGGCUGUGCCACCCGGUGCAACGUCCCCAGCAGCAACUGCUCCUCGAGGGGAGACACCCCGGUGCUGGACAAAGGGCAAAACGAGGAGUCUGCAGUUAGUAAUGGAAAGAUCAACCAGUCCCAGUCCACCGAGGAGGCCACCGAAGCCACGGAGGUGCCAGAAAACGGUGUGACCGAAAUGGAGCCAACCCUUGUGCGGACAUGCCCACCGACAGAGCAUGUGUUUACAGACCCAACCCCAGCUCAGGUGCCCACGAGGCAGACCAGUGAGAAUGGGCAGACAAAGACAGAAUCGAGCACCGCAACGACACAAGACCAAGAGACAAACGGCGGCACCGGCGGAGCUGUCACAAGCGCCGCCCCCACCAUGUGGCUUGGAGCACAGACUGGCUGGUUGUAUGUGCACUCAGCCGUCUCAAACUGGAAGAAAUGCCUGCACUCAAUCAAGCUGAAGGACUCAGUGCUGAGCCUGGUGCACGUGAAAGGCCGUGUCCUGGUGGCCCUGGCUGAUGGGACCCUGGCUAUAUUCCACCGAGGAGAAGAUGGUCAGUGGGACCUCAGCAACUACCACCUCAUGGACCUGGGCCACACACACCAUUCCAUCCGCUGCAUGGCGGUGGUCUAUGACCGAGUCUGGUGCGGCUACAAGAACAAGAUCCACGUCAUCCAGCCAAAGACCAUGCAGAUCGAGACGUCCUUCGACGCCCACCCUCGGCGGGAGAGCCAGAUCCGGCAGCUGGCGUGGAUUGGGGACGGCGUCUGGGUCUCCAUCCGCCUGGACUCCACGCUGAGGCUCUACCACGCGCACACCCAUCAGCACCUCCAGGAUGUGGACAUCGAGCCCUACGUCAGCAAAAUGUUAGGAACUGGGAAGCUGGGUUUCUCGUUUGUGCGGAUCACAGCUUUGCUUAUCGCUGGCAAUCGCCUCUGGGUCGGGACUGGGAACGGCGUCAUCAUUUCCAUCCCUUUGACUGAGACUGUCGUCCUCCAUCGAGGGCAGCUCCUUGGGCUCAGGGCCAAUAAGACCUCUCCCACAUCUGGAGAAGGGACCCGGCCGGGUGGCGUCAUACACGUGUACGGCAGCGAUGACGGCAACGACAAGUCUGCCAGCAGCUUCAUCCCGUACUGCUCCAUGGCCCAAGCCCAGCUCUGCUUCCACGGUCAUCGGGAUGCCGUCAAAUUCUUUGUUUCUGUGCCUGGCAACGUUCUUGCCACGCUGAAUGGGAGCGUGCUGGACAGCCCCUCGGAGAACCCCGGCACGGACGCCGCGGAGGCCGAGGAGGGACAGAAGCUGAAGAACGUCCUGGUGCUGAGCGGAGGAGAAGGCUACAUCGAUUUCCGGAUCGGGGACGGGGAAGACGACGAGACGGAGGAGGGUGCGGGAGAGGCGGCCCCGGUCAAGCCCAUCCUCUCCAAGGCCGAGCGGAGCCACAUCAUCGUGUGGCAAGUGUCCUACAUCCCAGAAUGAGAUGAGGCUCCUUUUCUGACACGAGAACGUUUACUUUCCCGACCCCCAACUCCCCAAAUGCCAAGAUGUAUAUAAUACGGAACUCCUGCAUUAUCAUCCUACUGUUGGAAGAAGAAAAAAAAGCAAACCCCGGGCGGGCCAUAAGCUCACGCCGGAUGGCAGUGUCCCGUCCCCCCCCCCCCACGUUCUAAGCUCCCAAGCUUUGCAUCAUCAUCCUCAUCAUCCACCUUGGGCUGGCUAGCUUUACGAAUGGGCUGGGUUCUCCCCAGCUUCCUAAAAAGGGGCAAAUGGGGUGCCAGGAUAGACUGGGAAGAACAGGUCUGGCUCGGAAGGGCUGGGUGACAUCGAGGGUUCAAAUUUAUCUGCAUGGGGGGAAAAACCCAAAUUGCUUCUUGCCUUUGCCCCCAAACUUUGCCCUCCAGCAUUAGGCAUGCAAUUAGCCCACAAGCCAAUAAGAAAGACGUGGUUUCCACUGAUUAUGUAGAAGCUUUUCCCGCUGUGUAUCUAUGGGACCUGGCCAUGGGGGGGGGGGGGGGGGGGGGGGGAGGUGCAUCCGAGGCAGCCAGGGAAUUGGUUGGAAACUGAUUCGGGAAUCCAGGACAUGGACUUGUAAGGCAGGCAUGGCCAAACUCAGUCUCUCCGGGUGUUUUGGACUCCAACUCCCACCAUUCCUCACAGCCUCAGGCCCCUUCCUUUUCCCCCUCAGCCGCUUAAGUGUGUGGUGUUACUGGGAGGGGUUAUUGUACCGAUUGUACUGAGCAUAAUCAGACUCAGGACUCCAUUUUGUAGUCCGUCUGCUUUGCACCUCAGUGAGGCUGUUAGGAAUGGUGGGAGUUGAAGUCCAAAACACCUGGCGAGGCUACGUUUGCCCAUGCCUGUUGUAAGCUGUGCAAAUGAUGAUUAUAGACGUCUGUACACAAAGCACGGCCACAAAGGCAUGCUAUGGCUUUUCAUGGCCGGAGCUAUUCAGAUCUCGGCCUUGUCAAAUACCUGGAUGGGAGACUAUUGAGAUGCUUGUUGACGUUGUUCUGAAUGACUUGGAAGAAGGAUGGAAUUCAAAAGUCACAAAGACAUCGGGCCAUUUCCUAAUUGAAAGGCUAAGAGGCCACAUCGGAUAGCUCUGAAGGAACGAUGCCAUUGUUGGGGAGAGUGGAGAGGCAGGCAGAUAAGAAGUAUCUUGAGACGUUCUUUGAAAACGCUAGCAAACCACGAAGGUCCAUCUUGUUUUCAGAACCAGCUUGGGUUCGUCUUGUCUUCUGGCAGGGAGCAAAUGGUGAAACUCUCAGAAUCCUCAGUUGUAUUUGGCUGUUGAUUUGGGAAACGAAUCGUUGGAAAUUGAGCUUCUGCUCACACUUUGGGAUGGGAAGAUGGAGCGUUGUCAUCUGUGGAAAGAGCAGGAAGAAAGGGGCAUAGAAAGAAGUGUUUUCUUUGCAGGUGGGAGAAAGAAAAGUCUGAUUUUAGUUCACCCAUAACUUGUGCUGGGACAGACAGGAGCAGCAGUGACUGCAAGUGGAUGGAUGGCUGAAUGAGAUAAGUUAUUCUGGGAUGAGGGUCGGAAGGGGUUGCAGCUGAUUCAGAGGCUUGUGAAUGACUACGUUUUCCAGUUUGAAACAAUCCAGUUGUGAAGUAUGUUGGUAAUUGCAAUCCCAUGGUGCCCUCAUGAGAAAAUGUCCUAGGAAUUCCCACCCACGUUCUUCUCACUCGGGGCUAGAUCCCCUCUCCUUGGUUGGGUCCAUGCUAGAGCCUUGGAAUGCCAGAAAAAUAAUAUGUACGGGUCUCGUUCUCUGUCACCACAUCCAUGUCUUUGGUCCUUCUCCCCCGGCACCCACUCCUCAAACUGAGCAUUGCAUUUUUUUUCCUUUCGUUUGGCACUUUAACCUUUAUGGGGCGAGCUCGAGACAUAUGGUGACCAUGGUCCCAGGUGCGAUUCUCUUGCUUGGAAAUCUCAGUCCUUAAGAGUAUUUUCUUACAAAUUUACAGGGAUGGUGCUUCUCCAAGGUGGUCUCUGUCACGACCCAAACUUGACAGCCAGUUUGUAUAAUUGGAACGAAUCCAUCCAUGGUUUGGCAUGGAGGUAUGACUAGUGCUGGAAGUGGCCGAGUUGGCAGAGCGAUUCUGGGAACGGUCAUCCCAAGAAAAUGUCCCAAUCUCAUGGAAUUUUCUACAGAUGAACUCACUUGCACUAGCAGUUGCAAAGUCAGUGUGAAUUCAGGAGUACGAGUAUCUAAUCACUACAGCAGUGGGCAAAUACCUUUUCCUAUUGACAGCAAUCUUAUCUCUCCCUUGGUCACAUUGAUCCUCAGUUCAGUUAAAGUUUGCUAAUUCAUUGAUGGGGGGGAAGGGGAGGGAAAGACUCUCCGCUUGAAAGGCUGUAGCAUCACUACCAAUCCGUGUGGCAGGCUAUUAAUACUGGGCUCAAUGGACAAAUAUCUGAGGUGGCUUCCUAAAUUUCCUCUAUUGAUGUCCAGACAGGAUUUUGACCAUUGCCACCCUUGGUUUUUCAGGCCAACCUUUAUCUUAGAACUUCUUGAAAAGGCCGAGAUGCUUCAUCAGUUUGUCAUCUCAACCACCAUCAAGGGGAACGGUUCCUAUUCCAGUUAGGCCUCUUCCCCAAUAACAGAAUGCAGUUGUAAGAGGAAACAUAUAGCGCUAUAGGUGGUUGUUUGGGCGAGAUGAGCUGCAAGGUGAUGUUGUCGAUCCCUCUCUUUUAAGAAGAGGGGGUCUGUGUGGCAUAUUUCUUUUUUUAAAGUGGGGUAGAUCCCCAGGGAUGGGCUUCAGAGUAGUGCUACGUUGAGCAGACUUUGUGAAUUGAAUUGGUUUCUUCAGGGAGUGGGUUUGUUGUCGUGGCAAAGAUAUACUUGCAGAAUGUUCUGACUCAGUGCAACUUGAGGUAUGAUGCAUGAGAUGGAAAUGGAUGGAGAAAGGGGUUCGAAAGCGGACAGAGAAGGGCAAAGAAAAGGAAGCAGCUUACAUUUGAAGCGGGGAGUGUGCAGAGCAGAGUCCCCUUUGGAUAUCUAGAAACCUGGCAGCUGGGAAGACAAAUAGGCCACGCUUGGAGAGAGAGAGAGAGAGAGAGAGAGAACGAUACGCAAGGCUAACCUAGCGCCUUCCCCUUGCCCCCGAGACUGCAAUUGCUCCUGCAUGGAACAACUCAAUUCUCUAAACUUGUAUAGGACUAUGAAGCCCCUUGCAAAUCCUGUCACUUUGAGUUUGCCUCACCUGGCGGAAAAUGCCUUGUUGGGAGUUUGAAGUGCGCUUUCAAUAAAAACAUAACCUGGCACAAAAUACGAUAAGAGUCAUAGAAGGCUGGCGAGUGGUCAACAGCAAGAGAGAGAAAAGGGGUUUGACUCAACAUACACUCUCCCUGCUGCAUCUUCACUGUGAUGUAUGUAAAACUCAAAUCGGUAUGCUACGGAAGGAUGUUCAAAAAAUGUGGCCUGAAUACUCUGGCAAUUUGGAUUCAAAUGUAUAAAAGGCUGCUGUGUGGGGGGAAAAACCCGUUAACACCACUCCUUUAUGCUUUGUCCCUUGUAUUCUAUCAUACAAAUCAAACUGUAUCUGUUCUGUAUGUAAUAAAACAUUGUUAUCAC